Messenger RNA from Brassica oleracea var. oleracea, 2460 nucleotides. RefSeq lists its product as uncharacterized. NCBI's taxonomy places the organism in Eukaryota, Viridiplantae, Streptophyta, Magnoliopsida, Brassicales, Brassicaceae. The record is from RefSeq and is a predicted model, not a curated record. The transcript is spliced from 8 exons. Bases 17 to 1408 code for a protein of 463 amino acids.
UAGAACAAAUAUAAAAAUGGAAAGAGUAGGGAUGAUGAACAACAGCAGCAACGGCCAAUCACUGUGGCACUCCUCAUCUCAGUCCCCCAAAACUCCCACCACCAUGCUCGAUCGCGCCCUCUCCUCUCGCCGUCCUCACUCCGACGCCGAUCUCCCCGACUCCGGCGAAUCCGGCACCGACGAAUCCAAGACCAAGCGCCCUCACGUCUACCUCCUCGCCUCCAAUUUCGUCUCCCGGAUCGGACACCAGUGGCUGCCUUGCCUCAUCAUCGCUCUCCUCUUCCUCGUCCUCCUCUUCCUCACCUCCCUGGCUUUCCACUCUAGCAGCUUCGUCUGCGUCUCCCGCUUCGAUCCCGCCGCUCGGAUCGGGUUCUUCGGUUUCGACGGGCUCGAAUCGGAUUUUGGAGCCCUAGGUGUUCCUUGGUGCAGAUCGAAACAUGGAAAAGAAGUUGAGUGGACCUCCAAGGAUUUACUCAAGGCUCUUGAAGAGUUUGUACCCAUAUACGAAACACGACCUAUCAAGAACAAUAUGCAUGGGAUGGGUUUUGAUCACAGCUUUGGGCUAUGGUUCAUGGCGCGUUGGCUAAAGCCAGAGCUGAUGAUCGAGAGCGGCGCUUUUAAGGGGCAUUCCACUUGGGUUAUGCGGCAAGCGAUGCCAGAUACACCGAUUAUCUCACUGACCCCAAGACACCCCGAGAAGUACUUGAAGAAGGGACCUGCCUAUGUGGAUGGAAACUGCACGUACUUUGCAGGCAAAGAUUUUGUUGAUUUUGGAAGUGUGGAUUGGAAGAAUGUGUUGAAGAAACACGGAGUAAAAGAUCUCAACCGUGUUCUUGUCUUCUUCGAUGAUCAUCAGAAUGAACUCAAAAGGAUAAAGCAGGCACUGAAGGCAGGUUUCCAACAUCUCAUAUUCGAGGAUAACUACGAUACAGGAACCGGGGAUCACUAUUCUCUGAGACAGAUAUGUGAUCAGUCAUAUAUAAAAGGAGGUGGUCACAGCUGUUUCAAAGACAGCGAUGAAGCCAGGAUCAGAUCAAACAGGAAGAAGUUCUGGGAGAAAGCAGUUGAUACAGAGGAACUCUGUGGACCAGGUGAAACAUGGUGGGGAGUGCGAGGAGAAAUGAGAGAUGACUUUAACCACUCAAACACACAAAUCUCAUAUAAUCAGCAUUUUCAGAACAGCCGAUACGUUGAAUCGAUUCUUGAUGUCUACUGGGAGCUACCUCCGGUUGCAGGACCUUCAUUGACACAUCAAUCGCGAUACGACCCUGCUCGUUCGACUCCACCGGUGGUAGCAGAUGGGAGGCGCCGAUUGUUCCAAAGAAUCGGAUUAGGUCGGCUGGAUAAGUCUGUGUUCAAUGGCUAUACUCAAAUGGUUUACCUUCAGAUAUCCAAACCCGGGUCAUAGAGAUUGUUUGAUGCCUGCAAAAGAAGAGCGACUCCUUUUUUUCUUACAUUCCUUAGCUUCUCUUACAAAGUUACAACUAGAACUAAAGUUUGUUGCUAUUCCACUGUGCUUUUCGUGUAAAAGUUUCUUGGUCACGGUUGUUAUGGUACGUCAGCCUGGUUUAAAUUUAAAAUAGGCAAGAAAAAUCUGUCCGGUUCUCUCAGUACCAAUCUGUUUACUCUAAACCGGUAAAAUGUUGAGCAAACCGGAAUAAAGACAUGGAAUGUGUUGUCUACUUAUCUUCGUUGUUUAGUACUGGAAAAUCUUAUCAUCGUCUGUCUUUAUGGUUGUGGGAACCAUGGCAGAGAGAUGGACGAACACGGCUCUACUAGUUAUCGAUAUGCAGAAUGAUUUCAUAGAAGAAGGUUCUGUGACGCAAGUGAAAGGCGGAAAAGCGAUAGUUCCUAAUGUUAUCAGAGUGGUCGAACUCGCUAGGCAGCGUGGUGUUCUCGUGGUUUGGGUUGUUAGAGAACACGAUCCUCAAGGACGAGAUGUUGAGAUUUUCAGGCGUCAUCACUACCGUUCUGAGAAAGUUGGACCGGUUGUUAAAGGAACCUUAGGUUCAAAGCUGGUGGAUGGAUUGAACAUCAGAGAAGAAGAAGACUAUAAGAUAGUGAAGACCCGUUUCAGCGCGUUCUUUGGCACACAUCUCCAUUCGUUCCUUCAAACUUCAGGGUUUACCAAGUUAGUCAUCGCUGGUGUUCAAACGCCAAAUUGUAUCAGGCAAACGGUAUUUGAUGCAGUGGAGCUGGAUUAUCCAGAUGUAACUGUUAUUGUAGAUGCCACGGCUGCUGCAACACCAGAGAUUCAUACCGCGAAUAUUCUGGACAUGAGGAACAUCGGCGUCAAGACUCCUACGUUACACGAGUGGUCUGAAGAAUUUGCAUGAUGGAUUUUCGGAUGACAACAUAUCAACCCGUCGUCUAUCUUCUUCCACCUCUUUUUCUUGUCUUUUUAUAUAUUUGUAAUCGAAAGUCUGGAUGAAAAUAAAGUUAAAAAUAUUACACUUAUUA